Molecule: messenger RNA, 2188 nt
Organism: Nematolebias whitei (Rio pearlfish)
Lineage: Eukaryota; Metazoa; Chordata; Actinopteri; Cyprinodontiformes; Rivulidae
Product: alpha-1A adrenergic receptor-like
Exons: 2
Coding region: 300-1820 (506 amino acids)
Biological process (GO): regulation of cardiac muscle contraction; phospholipase C-activating G protein-coupled receptor signaling pathway; positive regulation of cytosolic calcium ion concentration
Cellular component (GO): membrane
Molecular function (GO): alpha1-adrenergic receptor activity
Source: RefSeq, a predicted model, not a curated record
CACGUCUCCGCGCGCUGCGUCAUGCGUACUUGCUUUUUUGGGGGGAUGUUGGGUCAGUUUGAGGCAGCUCUGUGUGGGAGAGAGGAGGCAGGAGGACUGCUUCCACCCUCAGUUCCUCACUGAGCCCUCAGACAGGAGGACGCAGACUGAGCGGCAUGCGUAAUGAAAGAACCCCGGGUUUCUUGGAGCGGAUCUGACCCAAUGCGGACACGAAGCGCACUUGGACCACUUCAAUUCGGGUCUUUAUUUAUAAGUUGCGGACAUCUGAAAGCCUGCUAUGGAGGACGUCGUAAAUCAAAAUGAGUUGGAGCACUGACAAUGUCACAAACUUGUGGAAAAAUGGUUCCUCGGAACUCGACUUCACCAACAGCACCAACAGCAGCAGCCCUGGGAGGAACGACACGAAGGUGGACCUCAGCCGAGCCAUCCCGCUCGGGUUGGUGCUGGGGGCUUUCAUCGUGUUCGCCAUCGCGGGCAACAUCCUCGUCAUUCUGUCCGUGGUGUGCAACAGACACCUGCGCACCCCGACCAACUACUUCAUCAUCAACCUGGCAAUGGCCGACCUGCUGCUGGGCACCACGGUGCUGCCGGUGUCCGCCACCCUGGAGAUCCUAGACCGCUGGGUGUUCGGCAGGAUCUUCUGUGACAUCUGGGCUGCGCUGGACGUCCUGUGCUGCACCGCGUCCAUCAUGAGCCUGUGCGUAAUCUCCAUCGACCGCUACAUCGGGGUGAGCCACCCGCUGCAGUACCCGGGGAUCGUGACGGAGAGGCGCGCUCUGCUGGCCAUGCUGGGGGUCUGGGUGCUGUCCGUGGUCAUCUCCAUCGGACCCCUGCUCGGAUGGAAGCAGCCGCCGUCCCCGGACGACUCGGUGUGCCUGAUCACCGAGGAGCCGUUUUACGCGCUCUUCUCCUCCCUCGGCUCCUUUUACAUCCCGCUCGCCGUCAUCCUGGCGAUGUACUGCCGCGUGUACAUCGUGGCCAAAAGGACCACCAAGAACCUGGAGGCGGGGGUGAUGCGCGAGAGGAUGAACACCAGCGAGCUGACCCUCAGGAUCCACAAGGGCUCUCAGGUGCAGGAGGACCAUCACUCCGGCAGCUCGGGCGCAGGCAAGGGCCGCGCGCACCAGGCGAGAAGCUCCCUCACUGUGAAACUUCUCAAGUUUUCCCGGGAGAAGAAGGCUGCUAAGACUCUGGGAGUUGUAGUGGGCAUGUUUAUCCUCUGCUGGCUGCCCUUCUUCCUGGCCUUACCCAUAGGGUCUUUUAAUGUGAACCUUCGACCUCCUGAGGUCCUCUUCAAAGUAAUCUUCUGGCUCGGAUACUUCAACAGCUGCCUGAACCCCAUCAUCUACCCCUGCUACAGCCGCGAGUUCAAGCUGGCCUUCAUUCGGAUCCUCAGAUGUCAGUGUCACCAGCAGAAACGUCCCGGUUGGAGGGCCUACAACUACCGGUCCUCCACCUUCAGCUCCUCCGUAAACUCGCGCAAAAGCUCCACCGAUCACACCUCCAGCUGGCUGAAUGGAAGCCAGCGCACCCUGCCGUCCUCUGCCAGUCCCAGCCCCAGCUACCUGAGCCAGGGCCUCCCUCCGUGUCCCGAGGGGGAAACGUUGUACAUCUGGGGAGCCACCACCCCGACUCCGUCCACUCCCAACCUGCUGCCCAGCAGCCCAGCCGACUGCCAGCAGGGAACGCUGAGAGGGGAGCUCAGAGAUGGGAAAAUGUCAGAGGAGACAGCUGGAGGCAUUUUCUCUUUUUCCUUUGGGAACAUUAAAGAAAAGGGAGGAAUUAUCAACGAUAAGAUCAAUCCCGAAAAUAAAGUGUGACUCAUAUCCCUUCCUUUUCAGAGAUCCCAGCAUGGAUGCAGGGUUUGCAGGUUUCUUUAGCUCAGUCAUCUGUCACUGGAGUUUAUCAGUGAUCAGCGUGAGGCGAAGGUAACCAUCAUAUUUGUGCUGCUGUUUCACAAGUAUUUUUCACCAAUAAUGGGCUGAAGACAGCUGAUCCAAUCACUGAAGCAACUGAACCUGAAAGGAGGAACAAAAACUUUUUUAAACCUUUCAGGUAAAAGUCCUUAUUGUAAAACCACAAAAAGAUGCAAAGAACUGGACUCUGGUUUAAAAUAAAGUGUGAAAAGACAAUGGGCCACUUUUCUGUUGCAGUCACUUGAUAUUUUCAUGGAAUGUUGUGAAAAUGA